Molecule: messenger RNA, 1282 nt
Organism: Penicillium mononematosum
Lineage: Eukaryota; Fungi; Ascomycota; Eurotiomycetes; Eurotiales; Aspergillaceae
Product: putative chitin biosynthesis protein (Chs5)
Exons: 2
Coding region: 14-1282 (422 amino acids)
Biological process (GO): Golgi to plasma membrane transport; conjugation with cellular fusion
Cellular component (GO): trans-Golgi network; exomer complex
Molecular function (GO): protein dimerization activity
Source: RefSeq, a predicted model, not a curated record
UUUCAUCCUCGCUAUGUUGGUUUCCUUGACAGUUGGCAAGGUUGACGCGGGUGUCGCCGUGCUCCUCACCCAAGACAAUCGACUCAUUGAAUUCCCCUCAGUCCUCCUUCCGAACAACAUUAGCUCAGGCAGCAUUGUCGAUAUCACCGUUUCGCGCAACCAUGCCGCCGAAGCAGCGAGCGCAUCUGCCUUCCAAUCCCUCCAGAAGCGGAUUUUAAAUACCUACGGUGUCAAGGCCCCGUCGCCACCCGUUCUGCGCCUGCGAAAUGCAACCCAGACCUCGCUCGUUCUCGAGUGGGACCCAAUCGACCUAGCCACUGCAUCCCUGAAAUCGCUAUCCCUCUACCGCAAUGGCUCAAAGGCCGGCUCCAUACCACGCCCGCUCGAGACUCGCAGCACAAAAAUCAGCGGUCUGGCCAUUCACUCCGAGUACUCAUUCCAUCUGGUUCUGCGGACUACGGCAGGCACCUACCAGUCGGAGAAGCUGACGUGUCGCACACACAAGAUGACCGAUCUGUCUGGCAUCACCGUCACAACGGGCAUUCUCGAUCCACAGCAGAAAGAGGCACUCGGUGCUGCAUUGGACCGCAUUGGAGGCAAGAUGAUCGACUCGGUCCGUAUCGACACUACUCACUUCGUCUGCACGGAAGGACGUGGUGCGCAGUGGGAGAAGGCUGUGGAGAUGAACAUCCCUGUUGUGGUGCCGGAGUGGGUGGAUGCUUGCGAAACAGAGGGGACCAUUGCCGGCGUGCGUGGCUACUAUCUCAACGCAGACCCCAAGGCCCGUCAACUCGGCGUGAUCCACGGCUCGUCCCACCAGCGUACUACUUCUACUCUUUCAACUGCGACAAGCGCCAACCAGGGAAGACUCAGCACUCAGCCCCAACGGAGCCCUGCGCAAGAGCAGGUGCCCGAGGAGCCUCCUCUGACUCCAUUCCCUGGGGGUGAGACGAGUAGCCAACCCCAGACCCAGACCCAGGCACAAGAGGUUGGAUCACAAGAUGGGUCAGAUGACCUCCCACCUCCUCCGCCCCCGCCCAAAGAUGAAUCCGAAGAUACAAAUGAGCCUGUGCAGAACGGUGAGGCAGAAGCGGCACCUUCUCCGGAGGCGAAGAACGAGGAGCCUGAAGCCGAAGCUGCAGAGGAGAGCAAUGGAGAUACAGAGAAAGAGCAAACCCUUCCACAGAACAGACCCGAGGAUGACUCCGAGUCGACAAACCUCGGAGGCCCAAAGGGCAAAGGCAAAGAGGGUGAGGGUGACUUCAACGAAGUGCCUCUCUGA